AUGCACCAUUCUAUACAAGAAACUCUACCUGCUUCAACCACUUUAGGAAAUGAUCAACAAUCAUUAAACACGAUAACAUCAUCAGAACCAACGCAACAUUCAAGUACGGACAUUCUCACAGAUGGUACAAACUUACAGAGCACGACGGUAUUAUCACAAAACACCGCAAUACUCUCUCCUACAUGGAACCCCGUAAAUACAAAAGAGAUCACUGUUAACUACAAAACAGAAGUCACACAAUUGCACCACUCUACACAAGAAACUCUACCUGUUUCAACCUCUUUAGGAAAUGAUCAACAAACAUUAAACACGAUAACAUCAUCAGAACCAACGCAACAAUCAAGUACCGACAUUUUUACAGCUGUCACAGACCUCAAGAACACGACGGUAUUCUCACAUACCACCGGAAUACUUUUUCCUACAUGGAGCCCACAAAAUACCAAACAGACCACUGCUAACUACAAGACUGAAGUUACAGACUUGCAUUAUUUUACAGAUAAAACGAUUACCGACAUUCUUACAGAUGUCACAGACUUACAGAGCACUACGGUUUUAUCACAUAACAGCGAAAUACCUACUUCUACACCGUAUCCUGAACUAACCACUACUAGCCAUCAGACAGAGAUGACAAGCGCCCCACUUUCUACAAAUAUCGGCACUCAAUCGCAUGGAACGACUAUUCCUGCAACGACAAUUGAUACACAUUCUAUCAGUAAUACAAAAUAUGAUCGUAGAUCAACGCAUACGCAUUACUCCGGAAACAACCAUCACAUCAAUUACAGCAACGCCUACCAUGGACAGGUCGACUUAUCAAACAUCAACAUUCAUUGA
Saccoglossus kowalevskii is the source of this 831-nucleotide messenger RNA. RefSeq names its product cell wall protein DAN4-like. The record is from RefSeq and is a predicted model, not a curated record. NCBI's taxonomy places the organism in Eukaryota, Metazoa, Hemichordata, Enteropneusta, Harrimaniidae.